This is a messenger RNA of Clarias gariepinus (North African catfish), 2267 nucleotides long. It is a transcript of the gene six4a, whose product is annotated as SIX homeobox 4a. The coding region runs from base 23 to 1615 and encodes 530 amino acids. Gene Ontology annotation, cellular component: nucleus; transcription regulator complex. Lineage: Eukaryota; Metazoa; Chordata; Actinopteri; Siluriformes; Clariidae. The record is from RefSeq and is a predicted model, not a curated record. Gene Ontology annotation, biological process: regulation of transcription by RNA polymerase II. Gene Ontology annotation, molecular function: RNA polymerase II cis-regulatory region sequence-specific DNA binding; DNA-binding transcription factor activity, RNA polymerase II-specific. The transcript is spliced from 3 exons.
CACACACACACACACCUCAGGCAUGUCUUCCUGUGACCUGGAUGUGAGUCAGACACCGGAGGUCCGCGCGCCGCACCGGGACGCGCAGAGAGACGCCGAGGACGCGGGUGAUUUGGAAUAUUUUGCGCGCGCCGCCGAUUCCUCUCCUUCAUCAUCAUCAUCAUCCUCAUCUUCCUCCUCAUCCUCAUCUUCCUCCUCGUCUCCGUCUCCGUUAUGCUUCUCCGCCGAGCAGGUGGCGUGUGUGUGCGAGGCGCUGCAGCAGGCGGGACGGGUGGACCGUCUGGCCCGGUUCCUGCGCGCGCUCGGCGGCGGCGGCGGCGGCGGCUCACAGGGCGGCGGGGAGAGUGUCCUGCGCGCGCGCGCCCUGGUCGCCUUCCACCAGGCGCGCUACGGCGAGCUGUACGGCAUCCUGCAGGGCCACAGCUUCAGUCCCGCGUGCCACGCCGCGCUGCAGGAGCUCUGGUACAAGGCGCGCUACACGGAGGCGGAGAGGGCGCGCGGACGGCCGCUCGGCGCCGUGGACAAGUACCGCGUGCGCCGGAAGUUCCCGCUGCCGCGCACCAUCUGGGACGGAGAGGAGACCGUGUACUGCUUCAAAGCGCGCUCACGGAACGCGCUGCGGGACGCGUACGCACGCAACAGAUACCCGUCACCGGCGGACAAGCGGAGUCUGGCCAAAGUAACGGGGCUGUCACUCACUCAGGUCAGCAACUGGUUCAAAAACCGGCGGCAGAGAGACCGGAACCCGUCCAAAAGUGAAUCAGAUGGGAACCACAGUACCGAAGACGAGAGCAGUAAAGGACGCGAGGAUUUGUCUCCAUGUCCUAUGUUGGGCUCUGCCGACCGGACGACAUCAAGCGUGUCUCUUCCGUCCCCAGCCUCAGAACACCAUCAGACGGAAGACGAUAAAAGCUUUGUGUUUAACGUGUCCUUCCUUCCUUCCUCCCCCAGGUUCCUCUCCUCCACAGGGACCCAGUCGUACGGCGCUCAGGCUCUGACCCUCCAGCCUCCCGAGACCAGCGCUGCUGCAGACGGAGAGAGAGUGAACGAUAAAGACAGAUCGGAAGCCAUCAGUUCUCCGGAUGGAGACAGAGUGUGUGAGAGGAGGAUGGACAGAUUAGGCAGAGGAGGGGAUGGCAUGGUAGCGAUCUCUUUCUUCAGAGACGCAGAAGCGGAGGUGAACAGCACCGAGUCUGGUUCGGGCUCACAGUACAAUCACGCGGAGAAGAUCCAGCUGGCGAGUUACGCUCUGGAAGAUGAAGCGACAGCAGAAGGAGGGAGUGAAGAAACGUCACUGAUGGAAGACUCGUUAACCCUUCCUCAUCUGCAGCUGCCUUCAUCUUCCUCUCCUGCUGCAGCAACACAAGCGCUGGUUAGCGUUAGCAGUGUAGCAGUGGAGCGGGAGCGCGGCAGUUCGUCUCUCUUCACCCUGUCCGACUCUUCAGCGCUCUGUCCGGUCAAGCAGGAGUGUGAGGAUUUCUCCUCCAUACGGAACACACACCCGGGCUUCUCACACACUCCGCUACGUCCUCCACACACCCGGGUGGAACUGAUUCACCCUCAGCUGACCUCUGACCUCAGUGAGGACUUCCUGAGUGCUGCGGCCGACAUGUAGAGAGACAGAGACAAGCUGAAGUUUGGGUUGUGUGUUAAUUUAUCUUUAUUAUAAUUAAAGCUUAUUCUACACUGAGUGUAUUCAGUGUGUGUGUGUGUGUGUGUGUGUGUGUGUGUGUGAGAGAGAGAGAGAGAGAGAGAAUGUAUUAGAUUUUAGAUAAGAAAAGGUCAAAACCAAAUUGCGGCAAUGAUGAACUUUACUUGACAGCAUGGACUUGACCUGAGCCACUCAGUCCCAUCGCUGUGUCCCCGUGUCCCCGCGUCCCUGCGUCCCUGCGCUCGGUGAUGUGAGAACAUUCCGCUGUCUCUGUCUCUCUGCAAACCUGAGCUUGAACAUGUACGGGUUACACAACGUUUAUAAAAUAGAAUAGAAUUUAUUUAAACGUACUCCCUCAGCCGGCGCUUCGUUCCAAAGUGAGCGACAGAGGCUGGGACUAAAGCUCAUAACCUUCUGAUGACACCCCAGUGACACUGCUGCACCCCCAACACACACACACACACACACACACACACACACACACACACACACACCUCUAGGAUGAGCAGACAGACUCUCUAAUUAAAACUUCAUGAACAGAUUAAAGGGAAAUUCCUCUUUUUUAUUUUAAAAUAAGCAUAAAUUAGUAAAUAAAAAUAUUUUUCUUUACUUGUAA